This is a messenger RNA of Struthio camelus australis, 808 nucleotides long. NCBI's taxonomy places the organism in Eukaryota, Metazoa, Chordata, Aves, Struthioniformes, Struthionidae. The record is from RefSeq and is a predicted model, not a curated record.
GUAGCUAAAGGAGGAAGCAAAAAGGUCUUAGAAGAGGCAGCAACGGUAGACUUGGAAAUAACAGAAAUAAACAAGUUAACAGCGGAAGUUAUCCAGACUCCUUUAAAAAUCAUCAAGAAAGCUGAAAAAUCUAAACAGGGUAUUGAAGCUAUUGAAGAAGAAGCAGAGUCUCCUUUACACCCUCAAGCAAAGAAGACAAAACAUGAUAACCAAUCUCUUGCAGAACUAGAAGCUGAAAAUAUUAAUCCGAGAACUGGGAAGGUGAAGGCAUCCACCAAAAAAGUGCCUGUGACCAAGAGCAGAAGAGCUCCUUCAACAAGAGUGAAACGCAUAAGUAAAAGAUCAAGCAGAAACAACUUUAUCACUCCAGCUACUGGUAGAAUUGUUGAUGUCUGCACUCGGGGAGGUACUUCCAUUGUCACACCCAAGUUUGAUUCCAGAAUUUUCAAGACACCAGGUUUGCGCACGCCUGCACUCAACGAACGUGUUUACACCAUCUCUGCCAAUGGCAGCCCCCUUGCUGACAGCAAUGAUAUCUUCAUUACAGUCCCUGUUGGAGGAGGGGAGAGUAUUCGUUUAACAGCAAGUGAUUUGACCAAGAAAAAUCUUCUUCAUCUGAAUCCAGAGGCUCAAGGAAUUAUGAAGAAGCUAUCAGUUCGUCUCGCACAAGCAUGCAGCGGUGCAAAGACACAUAGAUGAAACUUGAUGAAUGUUGAUAUCCCUCUGUAAAUAUGGAACGUUGCAUUUAGGACUGCUAACUUUAGUUCUUCUAAUUUGUUUCUUCCUUCCAUUAAUUUACAGAAUGGAA